AUGGAUAAACGAAGCGAUCUGGGUAUGCUGUUUUACACAACAAUUGUGUUUUUGUUCACCAUGUUAAUGUGCACGCAGCAAGUGUUGAAGGGAAUCGCAACCAUGACUGGAGAUGAUGCACUGAAUCUUUGGGUAUCCAUGCAGUUUUUUUGGCUAAACGACAUUAUGGUCAGUAUACCACCGUUCUCUCUGCUGAUAUUCAACAAGGAACUCCGCCGCGACAUAUACAACUUCUUUCGAUGUCAAAGAUAUCAGCGCAGCAACGUCGUCUCUGUCUCUGCGUGUGAAAAUCGAACCAUCGCUACUGGCCUCAACAAGUUUUUUGAUCGUCGUACAUUUGCUCGCUCUACCUAUUGA
Molecule: messenger RNA, 357 nt
Organism: Cooperia oncophora
Lineage: Eukaryota; Metazoa; Nematoda; Chromadorea; Rhabditida; Trichostrongylidae
Source: the annotation of a GenBank genome assembly